Darwinula stevensoni is the source of this 2690-nucleotide messenger RNA. Lineage: Eukaryota; Metazoa; Arthropoda; Ostracoda; Podocopida; Darwinulidae. The record is from the annotation of a GenBank genome assembly.
UGUUAAAUAACUGUUCAUGGCUUUGCCUUGGCAGGAAGAAUUUUAAUGAAACUUCAAAUUUGUAUUUGAAAAUUUCCUGUCUUGGGUCUCCAUUGCCGUAUUCGACACACCCGAAAAGAAGACGAGAAUCCGGCGAAGAUGGAAAUCAGAGAAGAAGGCGACGAAGCAGAGAAAACCAGCUUCAACGCCGGGAUGAAGAACCUCGUGACGACGAUCAACAAGCUGCACGACGCCCUCGCGUCGACCCACUCCGAGGCAGGCCAGCCGACCCGCUUGAACCUCGAACUCCCCCAGAUCGCCGUCAUCGGCGGACAGAGCGCCGGCAAGUCUUCCGUCCUCGAAUCCGUCGCCGGCAGGGACAUCCUACCCAGGGGGGAAGGCAUCGUCACUCGGCGCCCCCUCAUUCUUCAAAUGAUCCCGAGCCAGGAAGAGUUCAUGGAGUUUCUGCACCAGCCGAAUAAGCCAUACACAAGUUACGAAGAAGUGAGAAAGGAGAUCCGAGCGGAGACAGAGAAGGAAGUGACCGGCAAAGCCAUCUCCAGCAAACCCAUCCGCCUCCGCCUCUAUUCCCCCGACGUCCUCCAGCUGACUCUGGUGGAUCUGCCCGGGAUGACGAAGGUACCCGUGGGCAAUCAACCGGAUAACAUCGAAAAGCUGAUCCAGGCCAUGAUUCUGGAGUACAUCCAGCCGGAGAACACACUGAUCCUGGCGGUGACCUCGGCCACAGAAGACCUGGCCAAUUCCGACGCCCUCAAACUCGCCCGCCUAGUGGACCCUAAAGGUGAGAGGACCAUCGCGGUGCUGACGAAGCUGGACCUGAUGGACAGAGGCACGGACGCCCGGAAAGUGCUGGAGAACAAGGUCUACCCCCUCAAGCGAGGCUACAUCGGCGUGGUGAACAGGUCCCAGAAGGACGUCGAGGCGGAGAAGGACAUGAAGGCCGCGAGGGAGGACGAGGAAGCAUUCUUCGAAGCUCAACCGGCUUACAGCGACCUCCUCCACCAAGUGGGCACGAGGAGGCUCCAGCAGGUCCUCAACGAGGAGUUCGAGAAGCACAUCAAAGAGAAACUCCCGGAGUUCCGCUCCAAAAUAUUGCAGCAGAAAGUAAUGAAGAGAUUCACGAAGAGACUGGAGGCCUGCCUCAAGGGCUUCGACGACGACGUGGACAUCCACGAGGUGCAGCUGGGCGCCGUCAUCAAUCAGAAGAUCAACGAGAAGAUCAUCCACGGCAUCCUCAACGAGGAGAACCUGGUGCCGACGAACGAGGAGACGCGGACGGCCCUAACGAACCUGGUCGGGAUCCACAAUUACACGACGGGUUCGCAGCAGGCGUUCCAGAGGCUCGUCAAGCACAUGGCGAAGAAAUUCCUGGAACCGAUCAAGACGUCCGUCGACCUCAUCGCGGAAUUCGAGAUCCGGUUCUACCCGAACCUGAAAUUAGCUGUGCUGUCCAGGACGACCGAGAUCCGCCACGCAGACAAGAACAGGUGCAAGAAACGCCUGGUGAAUUACAUCGAGGCAGAAUGCGCCUUCGUCAACACCAAUCACCCUUCGAUGAGGCGCGGCCGUUGGUCUUCACGUUCCGGUUGGUCCACUCCGCCGCCGAACCCCAAAACGGACGAGCCGAGCUUCCACCAAGGCAGUCUUUUCAUCGGGGCCGAACCCUGGCGGCUCAACAUCACGCGAAGUCGUCUUCACUUCUCCAAAUCGGGCAUGCAGCGACGACUGAAUAAUGGAGACAUCCAGAUUGGGGUGAAGAACGACUACAAGAAAUGUGCGAAAACGUUCAUCAUUACUUGGAUCGACGACGGAUUCCCAUGGGACGAGAACGCGCUGAUCAUGGAGGCGGUGUACGACGGAACGGAGGGGAAAGAAGUCGGUGAGCAAUGGGAAUCCAAGUUCAAAGAAGCCGGGAUUCACGUCGUCAACUUAGGUGAAACGGACCCUGGUGGGUCUCCCUCCUUCCCAAACCACGAACUCAACUCGGACGCAGAUCAAUUCAUAAACGAGAUCCUCAAGUACAUGCGGAUCGUAAAGCAGACCAUCCAGGACCUCACACCCAAGUUCAUCGUUCUCGAGCUAAUCGACCGACUCAUGGUGUACAUCGAAGAGAAACUUCAGGUGCAGAUCCAGAAAGGAAACGACAUGGAUGAGCUGAUGAAGCCGGGAGGAGGCGAGGAGCUGAAGAGGAGGUCGCUGCUGAGGGAGUACGAGAUGACGGAGGAGGCGCUGGGCAUCAUCAACGGGCUUGGCUAGGCCGGCACGGAUUCCGCUUCGGAAUUUCCUUUUCCAUAUCUUUCUCUUCUCGAGAUUCUCCGGGCUUGUCUGUCUUGUUACGUUUCGUGGGAAUGGAGGGAUGUGUAUAUACGUUCAUAUAGUUUACUAGCGAGUUUGUUUGCCUUCGGGCACACAAACUCGCAAUGGUCGCGCCUUUGGCGCUCUAUUACCUUGUAUAGUGAUUAAUUCAUUCAUUUUUUGCGAAAUGGGAAACAUGUAUUUAAAGCACGUUCCCACUGAAAUACGUGACACAUGGGGUCGAAAGUCUUGAUUUUUCUCAAAAUUGAUUUUUUCCUCUUUGAUUCUGUGUGCCUAACUGGAAAUCUUUUCUUUUGUUCCUUUUUGCAAGAGUGGAGAAUACAUUUUGAAAUACUUCCCUCCAAUAAUAUACACUAAGGAGACAUAUUUCAAAA